AUUAGUGUAUUGGUGGUAAUUCAAAACCCUCUCACACCUUUUUUUCCAACAACUUUUUCCCCUUUACCCGUUUGUAGGUCCAAGCGAGACGAGCUAGCUUGAAUUUAUGCGGGAGAGAGAAAGAAAGAAGAAAAAAGAGAUGGCAGGGCAAAAAAGAGAUGAAGUGAUGAAGAUAGGUGAAGAGCAGGACAUCGUCAUUGUAGGCGGUGGCAUUUGUGGCUUGGCCACCGCCCUUGCUCUUCACAGGAAAGGAAUAAGGAGCAUUGUUUUAGAGAGAUCAGAAACGCUGCGAGCCGUCGGCGUUGGCAUCCUUAUGCAACCGAAUGGAUGGCGGGCACUUGAUCAGUUGGGUGUUGCCUCCAAGCUUCGACAGACUGCCAUUGACAUUUCAUCGGGAGAAUUUAUAACGGUUGAUGACGGCAAGCGACAUGAAUUAGCUCUUGGGAAAGGGGAACUCCGAUGUUUGAAACGGAUGGAUCUGAUUGAGGCAUUAGCAGAGCCAUUACCGGCCAACGUCGUGCAUUUGGGAUGUCAGGUGCUCUCCAUCAUCCUCGAUCCUGUAACUUCGUAUCCCAUUCUUCAACUUCAUGAUGGAAGUAUGAUUAAAGCCAAGAUUGUAAUUGGAUGCGAUGGUGUGAACUCUAUAGUAUCAAAAUUUCUUGGCAUAAAUUCUCCAAAGCUUUUCUUUCGAUGUGCGACCAGAGGUUUCACAUAUUACGAAAGAGGUCAUAAUUUUGAUGAUCAAUUUCGUCUAUAUCACUCACAAACUGUUCAACUGGGACAACUUACUGUCACGGACAAGCUUGUCUAUUGGUAUUUGACUCGAUCAUUAACUUCUGAAGAUUCGGGUGCUUCAAAGAAAGAUCCAGCAUACAUUAAAGAAGCAUCAAUGGAAGCAAUAAAGGGUUUCCCAGAAGAUAUGGUGGAAAUGAUAAAGCUCAGUGAACCCAAGGCAUUGUACCUCACAGAAUUGAGAUACCGAACGCCAUGUGACUUGUUGCGAGCCAGGCUUGCCAAAGGGGCAGUGGUUGUGGCAGGAGAUGCAAUGCAUGCGAUGUGUCCUUUUAUCUCACAGGGUGGAGGGGCUUCUCUCGAGGACGCUGUUGUACUGGCAAGAUGCUUGUCAGAGAAAUUGAUGCAGGCUGCAAAUCAAAACCAACUUGGACGAAAAUUGAUGGUCGCAGAAGCUCUUGAUUUGUACGUUAAAGAAAGGAGGAUGAGACUUUUCUGGCUUUCUUUGCAGACUUAUUUAGUUGGAUUGACACUUGACAAUACGUCCAAGAUGAAGAAAGUUUUGGGAAUGAUCACCCUAGUUCUCAUCUUUGGAGACCAGAAAAGUCAUAGUGAUUAUGAUUGUGGCCACCUGUAACCAAUAAAUUUAUCUCAUCUUUGUUUUUGGUUUUGCUGGGUUUGUUUUCGCUUUUGCUUAGUGAAUGAUUGCAUGCCUACAUGCAUGUUGUAAUGCUAUGUGAUGGAAACUUAAAGUUCUAUAAUAUUAAUAAACUCAAUUCAGUGAGUU
This is a messenger RNA of Durio zibethinus, 1519 nucleotides long. Its product is annotated as monooxygenase 1-like. Lineage: Eukaryota; Viridiplantae; Streptophyta; Magnoliopsida; Malvales; Malvaceae. The record is from RefSeq and is a predicted model, not a curated record. Gene Ontology annotation, molecular function: FAD binding.